Molecule: messenger RNA, 996 nt
Organism: Kazachstania africana CBS 2517
Lineage: Eukaryota; Fungi; Ascomycota; Saccharomycetes; Saccharomycetales; Saccharomycetaceae
Gene: ECT1
Product: ethanolamine-phosphate cytidylyltransferase
Exons: 1
Coding region: 1-996 (331 amino acids)
Biological process (GO): phosphatidylethanolamine biosynthetic process
Cellular component (GO): cytoplasm
Molecular function (GO): ethanolamine-phosphate cytidylyltransferase activity
Source: RefSeq, a predicted model, not a curated record
AUGACUAUUGAACUUGAUGCUAACAAAGUUUGGAUAGACGGCUGUUUUGAUUUCACUCAUCACGGGCACGCAGGUGCCAUUCUACAGGCACGUAGGACAAUACUUCCGCCAAAUGAAGGUGAGCUAUACUGUGGAGUGCACAGUGACGAACAAAUCACCAUUAACAAAGGUAGACCGGUUAUGACGUCUCCAGAGAGAUAUGAACACACAAGAUCUAAUAGAUGGUGCACUUCAGUAAUUGAAGACGCUCCUUACGUUACACAACCAGAUGUUUUGGACGAGUAUGGCUGUAAAUACGUUGUUCAUGGAGAUGAUAUUACUUUAGAUGCAAAUGGAGAGGAUUGCUAUCAAAUUAUGAAAGAUGUGGGCAGAUUCAAAGUAGUAAAGAGGACUUUGGGAGUUAGUACUACCGAUAUUAUACAUAGAAUCUUGACCGGAAUAUAUCCAUCCGUCGAAGAGCAUGGUGAAGAAUAUUAUCCAGAUGCUGAAAGUUUGAAAUUAUACAGUACAGCAGAGGAUGGCUAUUCGAAACAUUGUUUUGUUUGGAAAGGUGACUUAAAUACUGUACUUGUUGAGGGAGGUUUUAAAAUAGCAGAGAACGAUUUAGUUUUAGUUGUGGGUGAUUUUGAUCUCUUCCACAUGGGACAAAUUGAUCAACUAGCCAACGUUAAGACAAAAAUGUAUGCCAAUAGUCCAAAAUGUAAGUUAAUUGUGGGAGUAACCCUGAGAGAUUUCAAAGAUAGAAACAAAAAUACAAUAAUGACAUUGAAAGAAAGAGUAUUGAGUGUAUUGAGUUGCAAGUACGUUGAUGGUGUCAUAAUUGAUCCUACCGACGAGGACAGUUUUGAAACCAAAUGGGAAAUUGAUACAGAUCCGUUAAUCCAAAGUGGAAAAUUUAGCAGAUAUUUGACCAAGCAAAUCAUAAUAAAUCGUAUCGACGAUCAACGUGAUGUCUACAUAAAGAGAAAUGAGAAAAAAGGCAUUAUUAUUGAAUAG